This is a messenger RNA of Pseudogymnoascus verrucosus, 1698 nucleotides long. RefSeq lists its product as uncharacterized. Gene Ontology annotation, biological process: carbohydrate metabolic process. NCBI's taxonomy places the organism in Eukaryota, Fungi, Ascomycota, Leotiomycetes, Thelebolales, Thelebolaceae. The transcript is spliced from 2 exons. Gene Ontology annotation, molecular function: beta-glucosidase activity. The record is from RefSeq and is a predicted model, not a curated record. The coding region runs from base 198 to 1658 and encodes 486 amino acids.
CUUUUGUGACCGGGACAUGUUUCCCGACAAAUGUCCAGGCAUUAUUUGAACCAUUGGCGGGAAUGUUUCAGCAUGGAUAGCACGAUGGGGGUAGUGAUUUAUCCGUGAUAGUUUGUCCCUCUUUUCUACCUUUAUUAGAGUACCAUGUGCGGCUCCGAACAUCCUGUCCUGUCCUGAAAGCGCCACAAUAGAGAACGAUGAAUGCACAACUUGAAGACCUCAAGGGAACGCUGAGGAGCGACUUCUACUGGGGCUAUGCCACUGCCGCUGCACAGAUCGAGGGUGGUUGGAAUGCCGACGGGAAAGGCGAGUCGAUCUGGGAUCAUUUCGCGCACACACCUGGCAAAGUGAAGGAUGGUAGCACCCCCGACGACGCCGUGCUCUCCUACUACAAAUAUAAAGAGGAUGUGGCACUGCUUAAAUCCUACGGCGUAACGGCCUACCGUUUCUCCCUCUCAUGGUCACGCAUCAUCCCUCUCGGCGGCGCUGCAGACCCUGUCAACGAAGCGGGCAUCGCAUACUACUCUUCUUUAGUUGACGAGCUUCUAGCUAAUGGAAUCACCCCAUUUGUAACAUUAUUCCACUGGGAUACGCCGCAGGCACUGGAGGAGCGCUACGGGGGCCUCCUCAACCAAGAAGCCUACACGCCUGAUUUUGUCCGAUACGCUCGUGUCUGUUUUGAGCGCCUCGGUGAUCGAGUAAAGCACUGGAUUACCUACAAUGAGCCAGGCGUGUACACCCUUGCUGGAUACGCAGCUGGUGUUCAUGCGCCGGCGCGUUCUUCAUUCCGUGACCGUAAUGCCGAGGGCGACUCAUCCACUGAGCCCUUUACCGUCGGACACACAGAGCUCGUCUCCCACGGAUAUGUCGCAAAGAUGUACCGCGAGGAAUUUAAGCCGUCGCAGAAGGGCAUGAUUGGAAUCACUCUGCAUGGAAACUUCAGCGAGCCAUGGGACGUAGAGGAUCCCCUCGACGUUGCAGCGGCGCAGCGCGCCCUCGAAUUCGAGAUUGGGUGGUUUGCUGAUCCAGUGCAUAAGACCGGUGACUAUCCUGCCUCCAUGCGCGCUCAGCUAGGUGACCGUCUACCGCGGUUCACACCUGAGGAAUCGGCGCUGGUGAAGGGGUCGUCGGACUUCUACGGCAUGAACAGCUACACCACUUUCUACGUCAAGCACAAGACUACCCCCCCCGACAUCAACGAUCACAAAGGAAACAUUGAGCAAUGCGAGACAAACAAGCAAGGCGUGCCGCGCGGACCAGUUAGUGAUACUUAUUGGCUCCGCACAUGUCCUGAGGGGUUCAGGAAACUGUUGAAUUGGAUUUGGACGAGAUAUGGGGUUCCUAUUUAUAUUACGGAGAAUGGUACAACGGCAAAGGGUGAGACGGAGCCUUCAAAAGAGGUUCUGAAUGACACGUUUAGAGUUGAAUUCUUUGAAGGGUAUGUCGGCUCCGUUGCAAAGGCAGUGAAGGAGGAUGGCGUGGAUAUUAGGAGCUAUUUUGCAUGGACGUUUACGGAUAACUGGGAAUGGCAAGCAGGUUAUUCGGAUAGGUUUGGAGUUACGUUUAUUGACUUCGAGUCGAAGGAGAAAACGCGCUAUCCAAAACGAUCCGCAACUGUGCUGAAAGAAAUGUUCCAGAAGCUUAUCAGUGAGAAGUAAAUUGGAGCAUGCAUCUAAGGUUAUAUAGACUGAAUUUACA